This is a messenger RNA of Alosa sapidissima (American shad), 3561 nucleotides long. It is a transcript of the gene samhd1a, whose product is annotated as SAM domain and HD domain 1. Gene Ontology annotation, molecular function: protein binding; dGTPase activity. Bases 183 to 2180 code for a protein of 665 amino acids. Lineage: Eukaryota; Metazoa; Chordata; Actinopteri; Clupeiformes; Clupeidae. Gene Ontology annotation, biological process: dGTP catabolic process; regulation of innate immune response; defense response to virus. Gene Ontology annotation, cellular component: nucleus. The record is from RefSeq and is a predicted model, not a curated record. The transcript is spliced from 16 exons.
GGCAAAGCGAAAGGCUCAACUAGCAUGCAAACCAAACUCUGCCUUUAGUCCUGGCUCUGCAGCCGACGAGGGUGUUAGCAGAGAAUGUGUUAGUGAACACCGCCUGCCAGUUUAGACACAACGUAUUGGUGUAUCGUACACGAAAUCUGUAUAGAAGCUACUGUGUGGUAACCGAUUAAAUCAUGGAUAGUCGGAAACGUCCCAGAGAGGAUUUACCACGCAAUUCAACCGACCAUUUCAAAACCCCAGAGAAGCGGGUGUCAGUGGUUCCACGCCCGGAUAGGAGCUUCACGCAGUGGGAUGUAGAUUUCAGAAACUGGGAUAUUGAAACAACUUGUCGUUAUCUUCGUCGUGAAGGACUUGAAGAAUGGGAGAGCAAAUUUAAAGAACAACAGAUCACUGGGGUGGGUCUGCGCUACCUCACAGAGUCUCAGCUGGAGAAGAUUGGCAUUGGACCCUUGGGAAAACGCCUACAGAUACUCCACAGCCUGCAGAAACUAUGGCAGAUCACAAGUGUGCCUAUGAAGGUCUUCAACGACCCCAUCCACGGCCACAUUGAGAUGCACCCGCUCCUGGUGUGCAUUAUCGACACACCUCAGUUCCAGCGGCUCCGCUACAUCAAACAGCUGGGUGGGACCUACCUAGUGUUCCCUGGGGCGUCCCACAACCGUUUUGAACACUCUGUCGGGGUUGGCUAUCUGGCUGGCCGGCUGGUCCAAGCCCUGAACGAAAGACAACCGGAGCUGCUCAUAACCAAGCAGGAUAUCCUGUGUGUGCAAAUCGCAGGCCUGUGCCAUGACUUGGGACAUGGGCCUUUCUCACACAUGUACGAUGGAAUGUUCAUCCCCAAAGUUCGUCCUGAUUGCAAGUGGAAGCACGAGAUGGCCUCUGUAAAGAUGUUUGACCAUUUGGUGAAGGAGAAUGGUCUGGAGUCCGUGAUGCGGGAGCAUGGCCUGACCCUCCCCGAUGACCUGGUGUUCAUUAAGGAGCAGAUCGCUGGACCCCCGGAGAGCCCCGUGCUGACUCGCAAAGGCCAGGCCCCUGUAAGUCACCAUGGCAACCCCAUGGAUGCGCUUCCAGAAAUGGAGAGAUCAUGGCCCUACAAAGGCAGGCCUGAGGAGAAGUCCUUCCUGUAUGAGAUUGUGGCCAACAAAAGGAACGGCAUCGAUGUGGACAAGUGGGACUACUUUGCGAGGGACUGUUACCACCUUGGUAUCCAGAACAACUUUGACUAUCGGCGCUUCCUGAAGUUUGCCCGUGUGUGCGAGGUCAAGGGGACGAAGCACAUUUGCACAAGAGAAAAGGAAGUGGGGAACCUGUAUGACAUGUUCCACACACGGAACUGCCUCCAUCGCAGAGCCUACCAGCACAAGGUUGGCAACAUCGUUGAGACCAUGAUUACAGAGGCUCUGGUAAAGGCAGACCCCUACAUUCAGAUCCAGGGCUCAGGAGGGAAGAUGUUCACUCUCUCCACAGCCAUAGAUGACAUGGAUGCCUACACUAAACUCACAGACCACGUCUUUGAGCAGAUCCUCUAUUCGUCCUCUGAGGAGUUGGCAGGAGCCCGAGAGAUCCUUCAGAACAUCAUCUGCCGACGGCUGUACAAGUGUGUGGGUCAGACCCACCCCACCAAACACGUGGACGUGUCCCAGGGUAAGCUGCUGGAGUGGGCUAAAGAUGUGGCUAGGUCCAAACCCAGUGGCACAGAUGUGGAGUUCCAAGGAGAGGAUUUUGUUGUCAACGUCAUCCACAUGGACUACGGCAUGAAGGGCAAGAACCCGAUCAACAAUGUCCGGUUCUACUGCAAGAACGACCCCACCAAGGCCAUCAAAAUCCGCAAGAAUCAGGUGUCCCAACUGCUGCCGGAGAAGUUUGCGGAGCAGCUGAUCCGAGUGCACUGCAAGCGCACAGACGAGCGCAGCCUGGAGGCAGCCAAGAAGUACUUUGUGCAGUGGUGCAUGGACAUGAACUUCACCAAGCCUCAGGAUGGAGACGUGACUGCGCCAGAACUGACCCCUUUGAAAGCAAGCUGGGCCAGCACCGAUAACGAUGAUGAUGAUGACGACGACGAUGAUGAUGAUGAUGUCGAAGAAAUAGAUGAGGGCAGAAGUCAUCCAGCAAGCAAACACAGCACACCCCAAAAUGGAGGCAUGAAAGUGAAAACCCGGCUUGCAUUAUAGAGGAAGGUUGUCUUGUAGAGGAAGAGGUCAAGCAUCAUCAUUGCAGUGGUGUUCAGUUGGAAUGCUACUCAGUCUCACCACAAGGGGGCAGCAAAGUGCAUUUACCAGGGCAGAGAUGGGAAAGCCUCUACACGAGGAGAGAGAGGCUCCGGCCCUUCGACAGACCUCUCCGCUUACCCCCAAAACUGCUCUUGGCAUCUAGUAUUUAUAAAGAGUUAAGAGUGUGGAGCCCUUUAUUUUUCUAAAUCUUUUUUUUAUUUGUGUUUUAUAUGGUAGAUUUAGCACUCUUUAGUGUGUUCUAGAAACUUCUGAGGGGAUGUGUCAUAGUUGGAGGAAGAACUUGUUGAAUACAAACUCGCAAAGUACAUUUUACUCCUAUAACGUUGACUGGAAGUCUACCUCUGAAGUGUCAUUUUUAAUUUCCCCCAGUUAUGCCAGUAUCAGUUAUCAGAAAUAACAAAAAAAUGUUACAUUAUCUUGGUGCAUAUAUUCCUAAGACCAAAAGUUACUCUUGCAAUCAGUGCUUUGUUUUGGACUAUCAUAAGCAUAAGUUUCUGUACAUCGAAUGUAUAUUUAUUUUACCUCUAUAUCUGUGCUUUAAAGUUGUUAUACUUAGCAUAUUGGAAUAGGGGUGUUUACAUGUCUGGUUAAUUUAGCUCAGUUUAGUUUAAUACCACAUAUUUUCCUAGUCAUCCAUAUCAGUUUAUAGCCUGGUGUCAGAUGUGUGUGUGUGUGUGUGUGUGUUUUUACUCUUUAUUUUUAAGCUUUUGUUUUAUUUAGGAGUUGAUGUAUUGCAUGCUGCCUUCUGGUCUUCAGCAUUAUGGCAGCAUGAGGUAGGAGACAUAAACCGAUCCCUUUCGUCAUAGACAGUGCAGAUUAGCUUUGCAGAUUAAAUAACAGGAAAGGCAUUUAGUGUGCCAUUAUUUUGGGUGGUGUGGACAUGUAGAGUGUGUGUUUUUGUGGGUGUUCUCUGAGGAUUUAUUUUUUUGAGUUUUUUUUUUUUCUUUCUUCUGUUUUACGUGUGAAACUUUCCUGUCCUGGUCUUCAUAGUUCUCAUUUGUCUUUGUUUAUGACCACUGCCUGCCCCUCAAUUCUAGUGUGGGCUUUUGUACUCUGAACUUUGACCUGCGUUGCUAGCAGUACUCCACUUUCUAGUCAGGAAGUGAGUUGACAUCAAAGCUGCUGACCAUCAUGUUUUAGUUGCCAGUGAUAAUGCACUUAAAAAAAAAAAAUAGAUACAAAAAAAACAGCAGAAAAGAAAAAUAAAUAAUCAGGAUAUGUUAAGAUAUUUUUGAAAGAUGUUUGUAUCCAUGUGAUGUAUCCAUGCAUGUCUGACCUCAGUGACAGAAUAAAAAAACACCUUCCUCUAUCUAACCUUGAA